UCAAUAAAAUGCUCAGGCUAUGGCAAGUCAAUGUUUACGUAGAAUCUCACUUUACAAAGUUGUUUAUAUCUUGUUCUUCAUCUUUGGAUUACUGGUGGUGAUGAGUUAGCAUGUAUUCAAGUUAUAAUCAUUUAGCAUCAUUGAUAUUGCGUAUCAUCUUUUGUUAUAGGUGAUUGAAUUAAAGAAUUGUUUCAAGCAUUUCAUUCGCUAUGAAAUGUUUUAUUAAUGAAAACAGGAGACUAUGUUAUAUAUAAAGCGUAAAAUGUUAUGGAUGUCAGAUGGAAUUGUGCUGCUUUUUUUAAAUAUAAUUGUAACGAACAGAAUAUGGACUGAACUUUAUAAAAAAUAACCCCGCAAAAUGUACAUGAUCUUGUUGUUAUAUAUGUUGAGAAUUGUUUGUGCAUCAGUUAACUUACAUUUGGACAAUUUUGAAAUAGUGUAUUCAAUCUCCGCUGUGAAUGUUUGCCAUAAUGAGAUAAAAAGAUUUCAAGAAUUAUUUGGAUAUUCUAUUGAACAUUGUGUUAAGGCUUGUGCUGCAAGGAAACAUUGUUUGGCACUGAACUACAGGAGUAGAAUUAAUAUCUGUGAAUUAUUCACGACGUUCGACGCUGACCAACUAACAGCUGGGGAAUGUAUCCUCUUGUCUAAGGAAGACAUUGGUGUCAUGAAAAUGCCAUGUCUACAUGGAUGCAAUUUUGGAGAAGUAUGUGAACAAAAUAAAUAUGGACAUGGAAUGUGUGUUAUUAAAGAAUGUGUUAAUGGAACAGUUCCUGAACACGGUACUAUUCUCGGUAAUCAGAUGAAAGUUGGAAAAAAGAUCAGAUACAAGUGUGAUACUGGUUACAACGAGCCAAAUGUCUCCUUUACAACAGUUGCUGAAUGUUUAGAUACUGGUGCAUGGAGCUUCAACACCGAAUGUUUGAAAACUAAUUAUACUUGGGAUUCAUGGACCCAUUGGAGCACCUGUAGCUUAAGUUGUGGCUCUGGUAUUCAAACCAGAUCUAGGAGUUGUUCUAUUCGUAUAGAAGGAAAUGAUGAAUCACAAUGCCACAAGACGGAUGUUGGUGACGAGCAGCAAGCCUGCAAUGAUCAAAACUUGUCCUAG
Ruditapes philippinarum (Manila clam) is the source of this 1105-nucleotide messenger RNA. RefSeq lists its product as uncharacterized. The transcript has 4 exons. The record is from RefSeq and is a predicted model, not a curated record. The coding region runs from base 359 to 1105 and encodes 248 amino acids. NCBI's taxonomy places the organism in Eukaryota, Metazoa, Mollusca, Bivalvia, Venerida, Veneridae.